Molecule: messenger RNA, 778 nt
Organism: Solanum dulcamara
Lineage: Eukaryota; Viridiplantae; Streptophyta; Magnoliopsida; Solanales; Solanaceae
Product: protein mago nashi homolog
Exons: 3
Coding region: 72-527 (151 amino acids)
Biological process (GO): RNA splicing
Cellular component (GO): nucleus; exon-exon junction complex
Source: RefSeq, a predicted model, not a curated record
AAGAGGGGAGACCAUUCGAGUUGUUAGAAUUGGAGUGCAAUUAGUCUUUUGAGGGCAGAAGAAUCAGAGAGAUGGCGGAAUCGGAAGACAAUGGCGAAUUCUACCUGAGGUACUAUGUAGGUCACAAAGGGAAGUUCGGCCACGAGUUCUUAGAAUUCGAGUUUCGUCCCGACGGCAAGCUCCGUUAUGCUAACAACUCCAACUACAAAAACGAUACCAUGAUUCGUAAAGAGGUUUUCCUUACCCCUGCCGUCCUCAAAGAAUGCCGCCGUAUUGUUGCCGAUAGCGAGAUUAUGAAGGAAGAUGAUAACAAUUGGCCUGAACCGGAUAGAGUGGGGAGGCAAGAGCUUGAAAUUGUGAUGGGAAAUGAACACAUAUCAUUUACCACUUCCAAGAUUGGUUCUCUGAUGGAUGUGCAGACCAGCAAAGAUCCUGAGGGACUUCGUAUCUUCUAUUAUCUUGUUCAGGACCUCAAGUGUUUUGUGUUCUCUCUCAUCUCUCUCCAUUUCAAGAUCAAGCCCAUUUAAGUCAUGCUGCAGACGAGCCGACACUUCCUAAGUCGUUGUUUAGGUUCAUGUUUCUAAUGUGUUAAUGGUGUAUCCCAUGUUAGAUAAGUGUCUCUUUGUGGUGCCGUUUGAUGAAUUGCUUGAGGGAGCUCUCUUCUUUAGACCUUAUUUUCUGAUGAAAGGUCCUGUAUCUCUCUUUUCAGUUCCCCCUUUAUUUGUGUGGCUGUUCUCCAUCACAUUAUUCUAUCUAGUCUGCUGUUUGUUUGCAAGUA